Molecule: messenger RNA, 2741 nt
Organism: Thermothelomyces thermophilus ATCC 42464
Lineage: Eukaryota; Fungi; Ascomycota; Sordariomycetes; Sordariales; Chaetomiaceae
Exons: 7
Coding region: 212-2575 (787 amino acids)
Biological process (GO): protein folding
Cellular component (GO): nucleus; cytosol
Molecular function (GO): ATP binding; ATP-dependent protein folding chaperone
Source: RefSeq, a predicted model, not a curated record
GAAUCGGGCUCCUUUGAAGGUCUGAUUUUUUUUUUUUCCUUUUUCUGCCUGCCAACUGGACUUGCUGCUUUGUCGAUACAGGAUUUCCAGGUUCCCCUUCUCUGCACCCGAUAGACCGACUGCCAGACGCUGCAUCUGCGCAGACCCUUAACCUUCAAUCGCAUACCUUCCCGACACUUCACUGAGCUGUGCCCCUCACUUCCCGCCCAACAUGAGUGUCGUCGGUGUCGAUUUCGGUUCCCUCAACACUGUCAUCGCCGUCGCGAGGAAUCGGGGUGUCGAUGUGAUUACCAAUGAGGUUUCCAACCGGGCAACUCCAUCGCUCGUCGGCUUCGGCCCCAAGUGCCGCUACCUCGGCGAGGCCGCAAAGACCCAGGAGAUCUCCAACCUCAAGAACACCGUCGGCUGCCUAAAGCGCCUCGUCGGACGCUCGCUCAACGAUCCCGAUAUCCAGAUCGAGCAAAAGUACAUUUCGGCGCCCCUGGUCGAUAUCAAUGGCCAGGUCGGCGCCGAGGUCACGUAUCUCGGCAAGAAGGAGCAGUUCACGGCAACACAGCUCGUUGCCAUGUUCCUCACCAAGAUCAAGCAGACGACCGCCGCCGAGGUCAAGCUCCCCGUGUCGGACCUGGUCAUGAGCGUGCCCGCCUGGUUCACCGAUGCCCAGCGCCGCGCCCUCAUUGACGCCGCCGAAAUUGCCGGACUGAAGCUCCUUCGCCUUAUUAACGACACAACUGCCGCCGCUCUCGGCUACGGCAUCACCAAGCUCGACCUGCCCGGCCCCGACGAGAAGCCGCGCCGGGUUGCUUUCGUCGACGUUGGCUACAGCGACUACAGCUGCUCCAUCGUCGAGUUCAAGAAGGGCGAGCUCGCCGUCAAGGGCCACGCUUAUGAUCGCCACCUCGGCGGCCGCGACUUCGAUCGCGCCAUUGUCGAGCACCUGCAGAAGGAGUUCCUCGGCAAGUACAAGAUCGACAUCUACAGCAACCCCAAGGCCCUGUCCCGCGUCUACGCCGCCGCCGAGAAGCUCAAGAAGGUGCUCUCUGCCAACCAGCAGGCGCCCAUGAACAUCGAGUCGCUCAUGAACGAUAUCGAUGUCCGUGCCAUGAUCACGCGGCAGGAGUUCGAGGCUAUGGUCGAGCCUCUGCUCAACCGCAUCGACACCGUCCUGGAGCAAGCUCUUGCCGAGACCAAGCUGAGCAAGGAGGACAUCGACAUCAUCGAGGUGGUCGGCGGCGGUAGCCGCGUGCCGGCCAUCAAGGAGCGCAUCCAGAACUUCUUCGGCAAGAACCUCUCCUUCACGCUGAACCAGGACGAGGCCAUUGCCCGUGGUUGCGCUUUCAGCUGCGCCAUCCUCUCCCCCAUCUUCAGGGUCCGCGACUUUGCCGUCCAGGACAUCAUCAACUACCCGAUCGAGUUCGCCUGGGAGAAGGAUGCCGAUAUCCCCGACGAGGACACCAGCCUCGUUGUCUUCAACAAGGGCAAUGUGAUGCCCUCGACCAAGAUCCUUACCUUCUACCGCAAGCAGCCAUUCGACUUGGAGGCUAGGUACACCAAUCCCGAGAGCCUACCGGGCAAGGUUCCUCCCUUCAUCGGCCGCUUCUCCGUCAAGGGAGUCAAGGCGGGCGAAGGCCCCGAGGAUUUCAUGAUCUGCAAACUCAAGGCCCGCGUCAACAUCCACGGUGUCCUGAACGUCGAGAGCGGCUACUACGUCGAAGAUCAGGAGGUGGAAGAGGAGAUCAAGGAGGAAGCUAGCGAAAAGAAGGACGGCGAUGUGGGCGCUGGUGCGUCAGAGGAUACGAUCCAGAGGGACUCGAAACGUCGCAAGACCGAGACUCCUCCAUCGGGCGGAUCCGAGGCCGCUACGACGGAUGCCGAAGAACCAAGAGCUGAGCUAACCACUGAAUCCUCGCAAAAGGCCAUGGACACGGACAACAAGGAGGAGAAGCCGAAGACACGCAAGGUCAAGAAGCAAGUCCGCAAGGGCGAGCUGCCGAUCGUCAGCGCGACGCAGUCCCUCGAGCCGUCGGCCAAGCACGCCGCCACCGAGAAGGAAGCCGCCAUGGCGAUGGAAGACAAGCUGGUGGCCGACACGGAAGAGAAGAAGAACGAGCUUGAGACGUACAUCUACGACCUCCGCAACAAGCUGGACGACCAGUAUGCCGAGUUUGCCAGCGAGGAGGAGAAGGAGAAGAUCCGUGAGAAGCUCACGGCUACUGAGGACUGGCUCUACGACGAGGGCGACGACACCACCAAGGCCGUCUACAUCGCCAAGAUGGAUGAGAUCCGUGCUCUGGCUGGCCCCGUCGUGCAGCGUCACUUCGAGAAGGUCGAAGCCGAGCGCCAAGCGCUCCAGGCCAAGCUUGAGGCCGAGAGGGCAAAGAAGGCGGCCGAGGAGGAGGCGGCCCGCAAGGCGGCCGAGGCCGAGAAGGCUGAACAAGAAGCCGCCAAUGGUGGUGGCGCUGCCAAUGGUGGUGACGCUGCCAAUGGUGACGGCGCUACGAAGGACGAGGAGAUGACGGAUGCCGACGCUCCGCCGAAGGCCGAGGUUGACGAGGCUGGUGGUGCUCAGCAGUGAGAAUCCAAUGAUGUGAACAAUCUCCUAAUGGGACGUACGACUCCCCAGCUUGCUUUGGGUUCUUCCUUUUUCUAUUCUUACCGGACGCGGACGUGAGGGUGCCAAAAAGGCCCUUCACAGGGUGGUCUUUUUGAUAGAUGGGUCUCAUAGGAAUAUGAAGCGAAAG